AUGCGCCGCCGGAGGAGAGCGAUCCGGGCCAGCGAGGCCGGCAGCCAAUUCAGCGCCUCAGGCUCCCCGCCAGACCGAGAAGGAAGCGGCGGCCGAGCCCAGGCUCCGGGAGGAGGAGGAGGAGGGAGCGCGGAGGAGGCGCGGCGGGGAUCCGGCGCUGAGGGGCCCGGAGAAGGAGGAGGAGGCGGAGAGGGAGGCGCGGGGCUGGCGCGGCGGCCGGCCUCCUCUGGUCGCGCCCACCUGGCAGGGCAGGGCAGGGCUGGGCAGGGUCGCGUGGGAUGCUGCCUGCUGCCUCUUCUCGAGGGGACCUGGGGAAACCCCAGCCCUGCCUCCUUCCCCUGCGAGGGCGCGCCCUCCUCCUGCUGUUACACUGACCUGACCCAAAUGCCGCCUCCUGAUUGGAAGGAACGCGGCACAGGGCCCGGCUUCCUCCGCCCUGAUUGGCCCGAGAACAGCCGGCGUUCUAAAAAGGGGCGGGGCUGUCUUCAGCUGACCAAGGGAACCUCCCUCAGUGACGUCGCCUCUUCUUGAUUUACCCGCCGGUAACCCAGGGCAACGGAGCUGGGCUGCAAGUCCCCGCCUAGAGCUUUUCCCGUUCGUGACGUCGGCGAGCGUUCCCCCCGCCCACUGAGCCGUGGCCACGCCCACUCGCCCUUGACGUCACUCCCGAGUGUUUCCCUCCUCCCAGGUUCUCUCUCCUGCAGCCUCAGUCUCUCAGAGGCAGCGCUUCGCUCUGGUCGCAGCAUCGAAGUGGAGGACGUUUUGGAAUUCCUCCUGGAAAGGAGGCUGAAAUGUAGGACAC
This is a messenger RNA of Sceloporus undulatus (fence lizard), 802 nucleotides long. RefSeq names its product glycogen synthase kinase-3 alpha-like. The record is from RefSeq and is a predicted model, not a curated record. Bases 1 to 531 code for a protein of 176 amino acids. The transcript is spliced from 2 exons. NCBI's taxonomy places the organism in Eukaryota, Metazoa, Chordata, Lepidosauria, Squamata, Phrynosomatidae.